Molecule: messenger RNA, 1962 nt
Organism: Lodderomyces elongisporus
Lineage: Eukaryota; Fungi; Ascomycota; Pichiomycetes; Serinales; Debaryomycetaceae
Exons: 3
Coding region: 1-1962 (653 amino acids)
Molecular function (GO): protein binding
Source: RefSeq, a predicted model, not a curated record
AUGAGCAAGGCACAACAACUUGCACAACAAUUUUUUUGUUCACUCGAUACAGAACCAGAUGUAAUGAAUAGCGCUAAAAGGGAUAGAUCAUCACUAGACAAUGAAGAAGAGAAGGAGUUUGGGACACUUUGCUUUAGAAAGAAAACUUUUAAAGCUUUUAUCACAUUCCUUGACCUCCCAUCGGAAAUUGUGGAUCUCAUCUUCUCGCAUCUAUCAAGGACAGAUAUAAUCAACCUUUCAUCAAUCUGCUCCAGUUAUAGAGAGUUUUUAAGUGACAGGGUUCUUCACAAUGUCAAAGCCAGUUGGGAGAUGCUAUUGAAGGAGGCUGAUGGAAAGACAAAGUUCCUACUCGAGCAUAAGUUGCAAGUUCAGCAACUCCACAUUUCUGAACCCAACUCUCUGUGUGAGUGGAACUUGGAUAUAUUUGAAGACGUACUACGGAGACUACCCAAGCUACGACACUUGAAAAUUAACACCACGAGCUCCUCAAACUGGCUCAAGUACAGAUCGAAUGAUGCAAUUCAGGAGCUUACCUUGUACCUGAAUAGACCCCAAAAUUUGUUGCGCGGUAGUAGACUCGAAGUGCCUAGACGCUCAUUCAACAUUGAACACAUAAACAAUUUCAAAAUGCUACGUGCACUAACUGUGUAUCGUUACAAUUUCCUUUGGGACUCAAUGGAAGUCGUCUACCCAGUAAUGAUGCUUGAAAAUCUCAAGGUCAUCAACUGCGAUUGGAGUUAUCCUUUUAAAAUUUCACAAUUCAAUUACAAUCACUCUUUGAAAACUUUGCAUCUCGAAUGGCUGGAAACAGAUCAGUUUUUGCUUUCCGAGAGAUUCAAGGAUUUCUCGCAAUUCAAUGAUGAAGGGUUGCAAAGUAUAGAAUCGUUGGCAAUUGUCAUUAAUUCAGCUGUCUCAAGUGACUCAAGUGACUCAAGGGACCCAUACGGAGAAAAUGGUGAAAUUAGCAAUAAUGAUUUUGAGGUGAAUGUUAGCGGUAACAAUGAUGGUAACAGUGAUCACGAUUAUAUAUGGAGAGUAUUGAUAGCUGUUCAAGAACCAUUUGUUCAAAAGUUAUUGGAUACCAAAAGGUUUCCCAACUUGAGAAGCUUACAUCUCAGUGGGUUUGAGUUCGUGGUGGAGUCAAGCUCGUGGCUCGCUGAGUGCUUGAAAAACAAUUCGACAUUGCUGUCAUUCAAAUUGGAAUGUGCAGGACUGAGAUUGGACGCUAGUAUACAAUAUGCCGAUGUUCAGAGGAAGUGUAGAAGAGAAAAUCCAGAUAAGGAAGUGAUUAUCAAACAUAUAGAUCGCUUUGCUUUUGCAAAUACAGAGACAUACCUUUUGAAGAUCCCCACUUAUUAUGACAUUCCCUUUUCCAAACAGCAGGACUCAUUGCCAAAAGGUUCUCUACACGAUGUACUUCAACUCAAUGGCACACAUUCUGUGAUUUUAGAUUUUCCCAUUGGCUCAAUCAAGGAUCAAUUGGAUAGACGACAAGAUGAAGUGAGCUUUAAAAACGAGAUUACCUUGACCUAUAACACUAAAAAACCAAUACUAAAGACACUUUUAGUACGGAUCAACAACUACAACGGCACGACAUUUACAAAUAAUGACCUCAUCAAUGUCAAGCUUUGCUGGCCUGCUACAUCUCCUUAUGAUUUUCGAAUAUCGCAUAGUUAUAUAAGAACAAAUGAUGAGAUGGCAUUGUCGAGAAAGGUGCCUCAAGAACUGCCAAGGUUGGACUUGUACUUGAAGAUAGAAUAUGAGUUUUUUGGAAUUACAUAUGAUAAGGAGAAGUAUUUGAGCAAGGGUAGCGAAGUUGGUUUUAUGCUUCACAUCAAUAAGUUACCAGUAAAUUGGUUGCCCAUUCCAUUGGAGUUGUAUGAUUUUAUUUUGUAUCUAGUCGACAUUUUGAUCCUUAUAUUGACCCAAUUCGAGUUGAUUAGACGAGUCCUCAAAGUAUAG